UCACCACAUAUGACAACGGCUCGCCAUUACACUUGCCACCCGAGUCUGUUGGAUGUAUGUUAAGCAGGAAUUCAAACAAAUGUUGGGGAUAUACAAAACUAUAGCCGUCUUUCUCGGUACACUGUCGUCGUUGCAUGCUGCAAGUACAGACAGAUGUUUCGAGGAUAUCACACUUACUGGGGAUCCAGUAAACAUAACAUCUCCAGGAUAUCCUAAACCUUAUGGCGCAAACUUGACUUGUGGAUGGAAGAUACACACAUCGUCACCUGACCGUCGCGUUGGCAUUCACAUUGCGUACUUUUCCUUGGAACCGUCCGUAAAUUGCAAAUAUGACAAUCUGUCUUUCUACGAUGGACCAGAGAAAUCCAAUGUAUCCAUGUUCACAUUUUGUGGCAAAGAAUCAACCCCCAGCAGCUUCCUCAGCACCAGAGAUAGCAUGUACAUAGAGUUUAUCUCUGAUUCUUUCGUGAAUGCUGCAGGGUUUCGCAUCAACGUUAUGGAUAUUGAAAAAUGCGGCGGAACGUUGACAGCAACAUCACAACAACAACACCUCAAUUCCCCGGGGUAUCCUUACACCUACUUCAAGUAA
Haliotis rubra (blacklip abalone) is the source of this 589-nucleotide messenger RNA. RefSeq names its product dorsal-ventral patterning tolloid-like protein 1. The transcript is spliced from 5 exons. The record is from RefSeq and is a predicted model, not a curated record. The coding region runs from base 53 to 589 and encodes 178 amino acids. NCBI's taxonomy places the organism in Eukaryota, Metazoa, Mollusca, Gastropoda, Lepetellida, Haliotidae.